Coniosporium apollinis CBS 100218 is the source of this 2778-nucleotide messenger RNA. RefSeq lists its product as uncharacterized. Gene Ontology annotation, molecular function: oxidoreductase activity; copper ion binding. Lineage: Eukaryota; Fungi; Ascomycota; Dothideomycetes. Bases 1 to 2778 code for a protein of 925 amino acids. The transcript is spliced from 3 exons. The record is from RefSeq and is a predicted model, not a curated record.
AUGGCUCAUGCGGUGGACGAGUUGGUUAUACGUGCACAGACUCUGGUUACGGCGACUGUUGCAGCGAGUAUGGCUAUUGACGGCUAUUGUGAGGCGGGCUGUCAAACCUCCUUCGGCCGCUGUGCUUCGUCCGGACAUCUGGUGGAACGAGCAGAGCCCUCUGCCACAUCCCUUUCGUGCCCUAGUUCAAAUGGAACGAUUUACACUACGUCCAACAACAAGCAGACUUUCCAGAUCGAAUGCAACAUCGACCGAGCCGGCGGCGAUCUGGGACUGCCUGUCUACGUUACAUCACUUGAGGAGUGUGUAGAUGCUUGCUCCGCGAAGGAGGAAUGCGUGGACGUUUCAUGGGUAAGAGGGAUUCCUAGCGGCUCAUGCUACCUGAAGAAGAGGGUUGAACCAGCGAGGGUCGACACAAGAGUCAUGGGCGCUAUUCAAGUCGUUAUCGAGACACCGGCUGCCACGUCCGGGACAACUCGUUUCAUCUAUCCUACCCCUACAUCUGUACGCUGCCCUGAGAAGAACGGCACUCUAUACAGGGCGGCAUGCGGAGCAACCUUCCAGAUUGGGUGUGGAGUCGAUCGUGCGGGAGGUGACAUGCUUGGCGGCGGCUUCUAUACUAAAGAUGUGAAUGAGUGCGCCGAGGCCUGCAGCAAGAGACCGGAUUGUAUCGGCGUAUCAUGGGUUCGAGGUAGCCCAAAAGGGCCAUGCUAUCUCAAGAACAGCCCGAGACCUGCUAAAGUUAAUACGGAGGUGUAUGGUGCCUUGCUCCUCAGCGGCUGCACCUCGAAUUUCUCCUCGUCAGUACCAUCGAGUACCAACGGCAGUACUCCAAGCUCUUCUAGCAGCGUCGUAACCACUACCGGCAACCUGACUCAAAGCUUUCCUACUGCCAAUUCGAAUGGCUCGACCAUUAACUCGAGUCGUCCUUCGGUCACGUCUAUCAGAUGGAGUAACUCGUCAUCCAGCACCACUGCUGCGCUACUCAGUCCGUCCAGCGAAUAUUCGUCGACGAUCACUGCCACGCCUAACGUCACAUCAUCUGCUAUCACUACAAACACGACCUCAUCUGACAACAACACUUGGGCCCCCUCGGCGUGUAGCUCUAGGAAUGCCUGGCCUACAGGAUAUCAGGAACACUGCGUUCCAUGCGAGGGUCAGCCUGGAAAUAACCCGAGCUCCUGGUGUGGUUUGACCAUCAACGACAGCAUCUUCCAGGUCUACCCGAAGACCUGCAAUACCGUCAGAUAUAGGCUGGAAAUCACCAACACAACCAUAGCACCCGAUGGUUACCCCCGACUCGCACUCGUAGUUAACGGCCAGAUGCCUGGUCCGCCGAUCGUAGCUAGUUGGGGGGAUACUGUCGAGGUAACGGUGGUCAAUAAGAUGCAGAACAACGGCACUAGCAUUCACUUCCACGGCAUCCGCCAGAACUACACGAACCAGUACGAUGGCGUUCCAUCAAUUACCCAAUGCCCCAUCGCGCCCGGGGAGGAACUGACCUAUCGAUGGGUUGCAAACUCCUACGGUUCCAGCUGGUAUCAUUCCCAUAUGGCUAUCCAGGCGUGGGAGGGAGUCUUUGGGCCUAUGAUCAUCCACGGUCCUACAAGCGCACCCUACGACGAGGACAAGGGCGUCAUCACUCUCCAGGACUGGAGCCAUGUGACGGUCGACUCUUUGUAUGACAUUUCUCAAGAUGCUGUGCCGGGACGUGGUGGUGGUGCCCGUGUUCUGGAAAACGGACUCAUCAACGGCAUGAACACUUGGGGUCCGGACGGUGCUGCUAACCAAACCGGUACUCGGUAUGAGAUGACCUUCACCAAGGGCCAGCGCUAUCUUCUUCGUAUCUUGAACGCGUCUAUCCAGUCGACGUUCAAAUUCUAUAUUGAUGGCCAUACCAUGACUGUCAUCUCUGCUGAUUUCACGCCCAUCAAGCCGUAUCAGACUAAGAUCCUCAAUAUAAACAUCGGUCAGCGCUACAAUGUCAUCGUUGAGGCUGACCAAGACGUCGGCGACUACUGGAUGCGUUCCGACAAUCAAAAUUCUUGUGCCGGCCUCAAACAGGCACUCGACAUCAAGGCCGUCGUUCGCUACACGGGAUCUCCAGGCGGGAGUCCGACGUCAAAAGCCUACAACUACACUACCCAAUGCAUCGAUGAGCCGGCCGCAAGUCUCAUCCCAAUAUACGCAAUGGAUGCCGGCACAUCAGACAUAACCCACAACGGACAGAUCACUGUCGCUCCCAACUCAGCCAACCUCUUCAAGUGGUAUCUCUCAGGCACCACGUUCAUGUCUCAAUGGGGCGACCCCACUCUCCUCGGCGUCUACCAGAACGGCUCCGCGCCCACUUACAGUGGCAACCUCCUAAUCGAAGUCCCCAACGAGAAGGAGUGGGUCUACAUCAUCAUACAGAGCGCAAUCCCGCUCCCGCACCCCAUCCACUUGCACGGCCACGACUUCUUCAUCCUCGCUUCUGGAUCAGGCGCGUACAGCUCCGCCGUGCCACUCAACCUCAUCAACCCACCUCGCCGCGACACCGCGCUCAUGCCUGGCGCUGGAUUCCUCGUUGUCGCAUUCGAAACAGACAAUCCGGGCGUAUGGCUCAUGCACUGUCAUGUUGGAUGGCAUACGUCAAUGGGUUUUGCGCUACAGAUCGUUGAGAUGCAGGAUAAGAUCAGGGAUACGAUUGAUGACUCUUGCAUGCUUGAGGACACGUGCAAGGCGUGGAACAAGUAUGCGAAGGACAGCGGUGUCUUCACGUGGGACUCUGGUGUAUGA